Asparagus officinalis (garden asparagus) is the source of this 4636-nucleotide messenger RNA. Its product is annotated as DNA polymerase V-like. Gene Ontology annotation, biological process: regulation of DNA-templated transcription. NCBI's taxonomy places the organism in Eukaryota, Viridiplantae, Streptophyta, Magnoliopsida, Asparagales, Asparagaceae. Gene Ontology annotation, molecular function: DNA binding; transcription factor binding. Gene Ontology annotation, cellular component: nucleolus. Bases 226 to 4110 code for a protein of 1294 amino acids. The record is from RefSeq and is a predicted model, not a curated record. The transcript is spliced from 9 exons.
CAGAGAAGCCUCUAAAUCCUAGCUCCCUCCUCAAAAGAAAUUCCACUCCGUCUCUCCUUCCCCCCAAAACCCUAGGGGGAAAAAAAUAAUAAAUAAAAAAGGAAGGGCUCGUUCUCUCAGAUAACUCAAUUUUCCUCUAAAAUUUUGAAUUUUAUUAAGUAAUCACCACACAAGAUCGAUCUUAAUCCCGCUUUCUCUCCUAUUGGAAAAAGUUCUAUCGCUUCAAUGGGCAGCAAAAGGAGAGCACCGAGUUCCGCUGAAGAAACUGAAGUCCAAUCUCAGAAAAUGGUAACUCCUGAAGAUUCCGGUCCUUUAGAAUCAGUUCAAGACAUCGCCCUGAAGAAAAACAUAAAGCCGAUGGAGAGGAGGAAGAAGAGGAAAGGACUGGAUAAGGAGAGGAACCACAGUGAAGCCAUAAGCAAUUCUGAAGUGAAGAAGCCUGCUGAAUGCCCUCCAGUAAAAGAGGCACCUUUCCAUUCUUCUUCAAUCAGUAGCAGCUCGCCCGGGUUCCAUAUCAAUGUGUUUAAAGACCUGGCUUCUGCUGAUUUGUUGGUCCGUAAGGCGGCAGCUGAGAAGUUGGUCGUGGAGCUGAUCGAGGUUCAGAGAGCAUACGAGAAGGUUGGAGGGGAGAAGGGAAAGGAGGAAGAAGGGGAAGUUCAAUUGGAGGCAGAGAAGGAUGAUGGGUUGGAUAAUUGUGCACCCUCUUUGAGAUAUGCGAUUCGGCGGCUCAUUCGUGGAGUUUCCUCAUCUAGGGAGUGCGCUAGGCAAGGUUUUGCCUUGGGGUUAUCCAUUGUGGUUGCGAAAAUUCCUACUAUUAAAGUAGAACCCUUGAUGAAAUCAAUAGUUAAUUUGUUAGAAGUUUCGGCAUCGAUGAAGGGUCAGGAAGCUAAAGAUUGUUUUUUGGGUCGCCUCUUUGCUUAUGGAGCUCUUGCUAGAUCAGGACGACUGGCUGCUGAAUUUUUUGAAGACAAUAAUACGUCUUCAGUCACAGAUUUUGUGAGUAAUGUAAUGUCUCUUGCUGGCAAGAAGCGUUACUUACGAGAGCCAGUUAUGACCAUUAUUCUGCAUGUGGUUGAAAAGCUACCUUUUGAAGCUGUGAUGAACCAUGUUCUUGAAGUUCCUGCCAUUAAAGAAUGUUUCCAGAAGGCUGCCAACAUGGGAGAUCCAGAUGCAUUGUUCUUGGCUUUAAAGUUGCAGGAGAGAGUUCCCAUAGAGAGUGAAAUGCCUGGCAUGCUCUUGCCAAGCCCAUUUAGUCCUGACACCUUCUUCACUCGAGAUCAUCUGUCGAAUCUUGUCCAUUGCUUCAAGGAAUCAACGUUCUGUCAUCCUCGAGUUCAUAGUCUUUGGCAAUUACUGGUAAAUAUGCUUGUACAUCCCUUGACAUCUCAAGGUGAAGUAGCAGCUUGUGUACAUUCUACUAAGAAGCACAAGAAGAGCAGAAAAGGUGGGUCCUGUGAAGAAAUGGCAAAGAAUGUCCGCUGUUUCUGUGAGGUUGUCAUUGAAGAAACACUUCUUUUAUCAUCUCAUGAGAGGAAGCAUUUGGCACUGAUGGUUCUCCUUCUUCUUCUUCCACGGUUGCCAGCAUCUUUUCUCCCAUGUGUCCUUUCUUACAAGCUUGUCCAGUGCCUGAUGGAUAUUUUACCUACAAAGGGUUCCCAUUUGCAUGAAACAGCUCUUUAUUUUAUGAAGGAGUUAGUUAACUGGAUUGGCAAUGAUGACGACCGGCGUGUUGCAGUGAUUAUAGCCUUGCAGAAACACAGUAGUGGUAGAUUUGAUUGCGUCACGAAGACGCAUACAGUCAAAGGUUUGGUUGCAAAAUUGGUCACUGGUCAAGGCUGCUUGAUCUUUGUACAUAACAUAAUGAGUUUGUUUGUAGAAGAUGGUAUCCUUGCAGAUGAACCAUCUGAUCAGAGUCAGACAACUGAUGAAAAUUCGGAAAUUUGCUCAGUUGAUGGUAAGGAUGUUCCAGAAGAAUCAGGGAAUACAGACAGACUCAAGAGUUGGAUUGUGGACACCAUGCCUCGAGUUUUGAAGAACUUAAAGCUGGAUUCUAAUGCCAAAUCUUGGGCAGACACUGAAAUAGUAAAAUUUUUGGAAGAAAGGUUUCGGGUGCAGGCAGAAAUUAUGAAAUUUCUAGCAGUUCAGGGUUUAUUUUCUGCAUCUCUGGGCACAGAAGUGACAUCAUUCGAGUUGCAAGAGAAGUUUAAGUGGCCUAAAGCAGUCAUUUCGAGUUCUCUUUGUAGGAUGUGUAUUGAGCAGCUUCAGUUAUUGCUAGAGGAUGCCCAAAGAGGGGAAGUCUCAAAUGCUACAUCAAGCAGCCUUGAGAGAAAUGACCUUGGAUCUUACUUUAUGUGUUUCCUGAAGACCUUAUGCAAUAUUCCGUCAGUGUCACUUUACAGAGCGCUUAGUGAGAAGGAUCAAGAGGCAUUCAAAAAAUUGCAAGAAACUGAAUCUAGACUUCUUCCAGAGGAGAGGAACCUUGGAUCUGGUCUUGAAGCAAAUAAAUUGCAUGCUUUGCGGUGUGUUAUCAUCCAGUUAGUGCUCCAAGUUCUCCUUUGUCCUGAUGAGUUCUAUGAGGCUGCAUCUGAACUUGUCAUUUGUUGUGAGAAGGCUUCUCCUGCUGCUGCUGCUGCUGCUUCUUCUGAUAACUCUGGAGAAGUAAAUGAAUUUGAUGACAAUGAAACGCCAGAUUUGAUGGAUGUUCUUCUGGAAACUUUUCUUUCCCUGUUGCCUCACUCAUCUGGUCCCAUGUGUUUUGCUAUUGAGCAGGCCUUCAGAUUGUUCUGUGAUGAUUUAACAAUUGAUGGAAUCCUGCGAAUGUUGCAUGUCGUAAGGAAGGAUCUGAAGCCUCUGCGCUAUCAUACUUAUAGUAGUGAUGAUGAUGAUGAUGGUGUUGAUGAAGAUGAGGAUGAUGAUUUUCUUGGGAUUGAAGAUCUGGAUGAGACUAGUAAAGCUGAGGAUGUUGUGGCGGGUGAAGGGGAUGACCAUGCAAACCCUGGAAGAUUGCUGGGAAGUGGUGAAACUGGUGACAAACUGACAAAAAAUGAAGAAGUUGAUUCUGGGGGAGUGCUUGGAGGUGAUGCAAGUAGCGAUGAUGAAGUGAACCAAAAUCUUAGUGACCAUUCAGCAUCUGAUGAUUCUGAUGGUGAUAUGGAUGAUGAUGCAAUGCUCAUGAAAGAUGCUGCUAUUGUUGAUAUCUUAAAGCAGCGCUUGUCUACUGAGAAAGAUGGUGCUUCUUCUCUGCUGUUAACUUUUAAAAGCCGAGUGCUCACACUUUUAGAAAUAUUUUUACAGAAGCAUCCAGGAAAAUCUCAGGUCUUGAUGAUCUACUCUUACUUGGUUCGAGCUUUUGUUAAGUAUCACUCUGCCCAGAAACCCCAGCUACAGCAACUGGCAUUGCGCAUAAGAGGUAUCUUGCAGAAGAAAAUAUUCAAGGCAAAGGACUACCCAAAAGGUGAUGAUAUCCCUCUAGCAAGCCUUGAACCUCUUCUUGAGAAGAGCCUGAGAUCGGCAUCACGAUACCCAGAUAAAGAGGUUUCUUCUCUAGCACAGGCCUCUACAUUUUGGCUACUAAAAGUCAUCCAGUCAAGAAAUUGUGACAAAUCGGAAUUGAAGACGGUUGUGGACCUGUUCCAGUCUACAUUGGUAGACUACUUUGAGAGUAAGAAAUGCCGGCUAAAAUCAGGGUUUGUAAAAGAGGUCAUUAGGCGACAUCCAUGGGUUGGCCACGAGCUAUUUGGUUUCCUUUUGGAGAAGUGUGCGGUUGCAAAAUCUGAAUUCAGAAGGAUUGAAGCACUUGAGGUGGUAGAUUGUGUUAUGAAGUCGGGGACUCCUGUCAAGGGUAAAGAUGGAUCAGGUAAAUUAUCAGCCAAGUUACUGAAAAAACAUAUGCCUGCACUUUGUGAUUUGAUCCAAGUGCUCCUGAGCCAGUUGCCAGAGAAACAAUCACGGCGGGCUGAGGUCCGUCGUUUUUGUACACGGGCACUCAAUGUUAUCUCUGCACUUGACCUUAGAAAGCCAUUUCUUAAGGUGUUGAAGCCAGAAGCAAGGUCUCUUUGUGAGUCUCAUCUAGGCAAUGUCUUUCUUCCCUUUAAGACGCCUUCUCCGUGAAUUAAUGGUUAAGCAGCCUCUCCAAGCCAAAGGUGAAUUGAAACAUUUUAGAAGAAAGUUUAUCCUGUUUUUAUCUGACAUGCAGCUGAUAUUCUACAAGCAUUUAUUGUGCGGAUUUGUUACACCAGUAUCAGAGUGCUUCUUCGUAGGAUGAAAGUGAGACUUCAUUCCAAGGACAGUUUUGGUGGAAUUCGGUUUCUGUGCAAUGAGCUGGAUCUUUUACCCUAAGCUCUCGAGUCUUUAUUUGGAGUUUUAAGGAAAGACUAAAUCUUUAAAAGUUGAGGCUAAGAUGUUGGUGAAUUAUGAAUCGAAUGCACAGAGCACAAGUACUCCAGCCAUGAUCGAAACUCCGAAAGCUUUAAAAGAGAUUAAGCCGUAUGUUGUGAAAUUUUGAUACCUUUCACAUAUUAUCGUAAACGUUUGAAUCAAAGUCAUUUAUUUGAUUUCAUGUUUUGUCUUCACUUUCAGUUCCUCUCUGCGGCGUAUUUUCUGCAGAAAACAAGCUAUUAGUCUAGUUUCCCUCUUA